Molecule: messenger RNA, 4171 nt
Organism: Symbiodinium necroappetens
Lineage: Eukaryota; Dinophyceae; Suessiales; Symbiodiniaceae
Source: the annotation of a GenBank genome assembly
GAAGGGCAGCGGUGGAGUUCUCAUUGGGGUGAGAUCGGAUCUUGCAGAUGCCAGGCAGAUUCGAUGGCAUGAGGUGGAGCCAGGACGUAUUUUGCAGGUGCGAUGCUUUCUGAAUUUGCAGCAGAUGGACAUAGUGGGGGUAUACCAACAUGCGCUCUUGCAGACGGCUGGCCAAACCGACCACAUCCUGGAAAGUAGACGCAAACUGCUGACAAAACUAGAUCAUCUCCUUUCUGCGCUACCCGCGAGAUCGCAGAUCCUUCUGGGGGGAGACCUUAACUCGAGCGUGGUCACGGAAAACAAAAUCAGUGGCUUUGGGUUGAUUCAGAAGGAUCUGAGCGAGAAGGAAAAGGUUGACAGGGACCACCUGAUGAGAAUAAUGCAGAGGCAUCGUCUGGUCUUGCUCAAUACAUGGGGCAAGAAGAACACUGCCGCGACGUACAUGCAUGCCAAGGGAGCCAGUCAGAUUGACUAUGUUUGCGCUAGGCAAGCUGUGGCGGAUGGCAUCGCCAAGUGCACCGGGCCGCGGACCACAGAGAUGGCAGGAUGGCGCAAGACGGGGCACAAGCCAAUUAUUGGUUCAAUUCCUCAUCGCUGGACACCAUGGCAACAGCCUCGGAGGGGGAGCUCAAACCUGAACAGCGUGACAAAGAGGAGAGAAAACCUGAAGGGCCUUCAAGUAUGCGAGGAUAAUGUCAUUCCCUGCAGUGUCCGUGAGUUACGAUCGGCAGUACAAGAGGCGGGGGGUGAUGCACCGCAGAAAGUGGUCAUGCCGGAACUAGCGCCGGUUGAGGCGACUGUCAAAGAUUGCUGGAAGCUCCGACGGAAGAUGAUGCUUGUUCAGACGAUGCUAGGGGCAGGAAUUUUCUUUGUCUUCCGUUUCUUUAAGAUCAGACUUCAGUAUCAGAAGGCACAUCGUGAACUUAAGAAGGCCCUUAGGGCGAGGAAAAGAGCGAGGACACUGGACUUGCUGCAGCAAGCGGAGCAGGCGGCCUGCAAUAAUGAUGUUCGUGCACUAUUCGGUGUUGUUUCUUUGCUGUGCCCCAACAGACAUUCACAAAAGAUUCGUCUCAGGGAUAAGGAUGGGAACUUGAUGUGCGGAGCAGACGAAUGCAAAGCCCUUGCUGACUAUGCUCGUGAAUUGUUCAUGGCGCCGGAAUGCCCAAGGAUGGCUCUGCUCAGAAUCCCAGCAGACGAGCUCCGUCUAGAGAGAUGGCAGCGGGCAGCGAGCAAGCUGAAAGCUGAGAAGGCGGCCCCGAACGGCACCCCUCCUCUUAGGAAUUGGAGCCAGAAUCGCGAGCUCAUAAUACCGGUGUUGCAUCAGAUCGCGGUCCGCAGUCUGUGUCGAGAGAAUCCGGUUGUUCCACCGGAGUGGACGGAGGUGCAGCUUGCUUGGUUGGCGAAACCGAGAAAGUGCCCCAGUACGCCGGCGAAUCUGAGGACGGUUGGGCUUAUGGCGGGGGACACGAAAAUCUUCAUGUCGGUGCUGAAGGAAGCUGUAAAUGAGAAGAUCAUGGAGGGAUUAUGGGACGUCCCCCAAUUUGCAUACAGACGAUUGUCCAGUACGAUUGAUGCAUUGCUCAGGGGUAGUCUUCAUUGCGAUCGAGUCCGACUUCUCACAGGCCAGGUGAGCACUGAUCUCACCACCAAGUUAACCGCGGGUAAUCUUCCGGAGCUCAGUGGGGGCUUGAUGAUCAGUCUGGAUUUGGCUAAAGCUUUUGACUGUAUGCCAUUCACAGUGAUGUACACGAGCUUAAGAGAGGUUGGGGUUUCUGAUGAAUUGGCACGGCUGGUUGUGGAAACGCACAGGGUUGUCCUUUGGCUCCGAGUGUCUUCACGGCGUGGACUAUUCAUCUUUGCCGAGCGCUUGGGGCUGAGUGGUGUCGUGAACAUGUUAGUCUUUUCGCUGAUGAUGUUCAUGGUCAAUGUCGACAAAUCGGAAGCCGUUCUUCUUCUUCGUGGCAAGGCAGCCUGCGUGGUACCAGCAUUGCUUUAUGGCAUCAUCGGAGUCGGGGUCACGGCUUCUAGCAUCCGCAUAGUGGAGUCGAUCCUCACACGGAUGCUGCGCAAGGUGUUGCGGGUGUAUGAGCAUGGUGUUUCCAAUCUUCAGGAGCUGGACCGGGUUGAGCUACUUCCCAAGGCGGGGCUUGUUGAAAUUGACAGGCGCACUUCACUGCCAAACAUGCGCAUGUACACCUGGCAAUCUAUGUACGACUGGGCGUCAAUGGAGCGGCACAUCACUGAAGGCAGCACCCCCGAAGCAACCGGCGGCAAGGGAUACAUGGGAGGCAAUCUCACAUUACAAGACGAAGUGCGUACUUUGCGGACAGGAUGCCAUCUCGGGGGCUCGCAGCAUGAAGGCGGCGUUCUCCAGGUCAUGGCGGUACGCAAGCUCUUCACUGAUGGAGUCUUGGAGGAACAUCUCCAUUCCAGGCGGCGACCGGCUCAAAAGCAGCGGGAACAGGAACCUAAAUACAAAAUGAAGGAGAGAAAGAACAUCAAGGAGCUCCUUCGUGGCGCGCAGACUGCUUCCUCUACGGGACCCAAGGAGAAUCGCCCCCUCAUCACCAAGACCCCUGCGGUCAAGCAUCCAGUUGAUAGGGUCAGUAGCAGAGCUUCGGACACGAGUGCUAGGAGCGAUGCGGCUGAAGCUACGAGUGCAUUGACAGCAAGGCUUGUCAAUCCACACAACCUGUGCUACAUGAACGCAGGCAUUCUGGCUAUAAUGCAUGCUUUGGAAGACCUGGAACCUCCAAGAGGUUUUCGACUGCUCCGAGACACGAUCAAGCAGAGUGCAUGUGGCGAGCUCAAUCUCUCGACACAUUUUGGGCUUCGGUCGAUUUUUCAGGGCUGGACUCUUGACAACCGACAAAGGGAUGCCGCGGAGUUCAUAGGAUUUCUGCUGAACAAGGUGGGGUUUGUGCAGUCGUCAUGGGAGGCUAGAACGAUGUAUCGGGAAGUCCACAACACCGUCGAUGCAGGUGGUGGCAUGAUCUUUCUCGAUUUGCCCAGCGGGGACUGCGAUCUUCAGGAGCUGGUGAGUUUCCUCACAGAGGCAAAUCUCACGUACAGGUCUGGUGCACUACGGAGAGACACCUCAUUCCGGACAUUAUCGCUCGGUUCUCAGAGUGCAGGCCUCAUGACUGAUGCGCUGGAAGUGCCGAUGGAACAGGAGGAAGAGCUUCGAAUCUGGGCAGCCUUUAAACAGGCAGCUCCCACCGCCAUCACGGGAGACCAGGAGGAAGCCCUGGACAAGGAUCGAGCCUCGAAGUUUCACAAACCAGAGGGUAAAGGAGACUCCAGAGGGCCCGAGAACAAGGGUGCUGACUCCAGGGGUUCUGCUGGUGACGCUGGGCCCGGACACCAGAGCAGGAAUCCGCAGGGCUAUGGCUCCAAGGGCCAUGGCCAGGGAAGUAACCAGCGUUCGCGCCACCAAGGUGGAUGGGGUGGAAACAAAUGGCACAACUGGAAGAAGGAUGAGGAUGACGACCUGGAAACGCUGAGGUCGUUGGUCAGCCAGUUGGCGAGGCUCUGUCUUCGUCACGAGGAUUCCAUCAACAUGUGGAGGGCGGAGAGCUCAUAUGUGCUGUUCGUGCGCACUGGAAUUCCUGGAAGCUUGGUGCCGUCGCUGUUCGCAGCAAAGACGGAAUGGCAGAAGCUUCGAGAGGCCAGCCCGGAAAAGGUUAAGAGGCCCAUGCGGAAUAUGCUUUUCAGCUGCCUGCUAAAGGAGAUGUUCGACAGACUGACGUUGCUGCGUAGCGACACAUCGCGGAGAGAGAGCAUGGAAAAACUUGGAUGGCUGAAGGGGGAAGAUUUCCAGCGGUUGCGAUGGGAUCCCAAGUUGAAGAAGAAUGUGAAGGAUGAAGAAACGUCGGUGAUCUCGUACGAGGAUGUGUUGACGGUGCUUCAAUCUAUGCUGACUCGAUGCAACACGGUGGAGGCGCUUCUAAGAUUCCACCCGACCAGGCCAAUUGCGGAGCAGAUGCAGGAGGGCACGGUGGCGUUUCUGUUGCAGUUCUCGCUGCAAAAUGACGCGGGGCUACAGCUCUAUGCGGACAUGGCCCAGCUGUGUCACUGUGGCUCAAUGGUUUGUGGCAUUGAGGUGAAGAAGGAAAGAAGCACCAGAAGUCAGCUGGCAAAUCAAAUCAGCCGCUUGUUGAAUUCCAUGUGA